AAUAAAGAAAAAAAAGAGAGCAAGAAAGUCGCACCACAAGAUGACAACAAGCUUUGCAUAAGAAUUUCUCCAUCUCCUCUGCAUGAAUCCCCACCAACUAUUCACCCCCAACUAAUUACAACUUUCCUUCUCUAAUCUCAACCUCCUCAAUCUCCCUCUUCUCCCCCCAUCUUUUCUUCCAAAAUCCAAAUCCAGCUCUUUCAUCAUAAAACAGAGCACAACCAUCAUGUCCAGUACUUCCACCGCUCACAUAGCUGUUCACCAUGAAAACCCUCAGAUCCUGAAGCCAAGAACCGUCGUUAAGAAGGUUUUAGCUAAACAGCAGCAAGAGGGUGCCGGAGCUAUAGUAAGGAGAAGUAUUGGAAGGCCAGACCUUAAGACUCUCGAUCCUUUCCUUCUGCUGGAUUAUGCAACUGUUUCUCCUCCUGCUGGUUUCCCUGAUCAUCCUCAUCGAGCAGGAUUCGAGACUGUGAGCUACGUGUUAGAGGGAGCCAUCACCCACGAAGAUUUUGCUGGUCAUAAGGGAACCAUCGGAGCCGGUGAUCUCCAGUGGAUGACGGCAGGCAGAGGGAUCAUCCACUCUGAGAUGCCGGCCGGCGACGGAGUAAAUAAGGGGCUUCAGCUCUGGGUCAAUCUCUCUUCCAAAGACAAAAUGAUAGAACCAAACUACCAAGAGCUCCAAAGCAAGGACAUAAACAGAGUUCAAAAGGACGGCAUCGACGUCCGCAUAAUAGCAGGAGAAGCAUUCGGUGUGCGCUCCCCCAUCUACACACGAACUCCAACAAUGUUUCUGGAUUUCGCCAUGAAUCCCGGAUCUCAGCUUCACCAACCCAUCACUGAAGGCUGGAACGCCUUCGUCUACAUUAUAGAAGGCGAGGGGGUCUUCGGCCAUGAAAGCUCCUCCACUGCUUUGAGCCACCAUACUUUGAUUUUGAGCGAUGGAGAUGGAGUGAAGGCGUGGAACAAGUCGAGAAGGUCGUUGAGGUUUCUGCUCAUUGCAGGGCAGCCAUUGAAUGAGCCGGUGGUUCAGUAUGGGCCGUUUGUGAUGAAUACGCUUGAAGAGAUAGAGCAGGCUUUUGAGGAUUAUCGGCUUUGUAAGAAUGGGUUUGAGAAGGCCAGAAAUUGGAAGAGGCGGGCAUAGAAGCUCUGUCCAAUGAGUGCAGUCAUGUCAGCGGUAUAGAGCUGCGGUACCGAGCAGUAUCGGACCACGGUACAAUGAAAGGGUGACGUGAUGCUUUCUGGUUGGUCUCAAAAUGGUGUUCGACAUCCAAACAUAAUAAUUUUUCUUGUUCAAGUGGUAGAGUUGGGCAAUGUGUUAGGAGGAAGAGAGAAUUAUAUUAUUAUCUUUUAAAAGGAUGUAAUCAUUUAUUAUCACAUGUUGUUAAUCAUUUGUUAUAAAUUUUAAUGGCUUAAGUUUUAAAUAAAUAAAGUGGUUGAUAA
Molecule: messenger RNA, 1440 nt
Organism: Dendrobium catenatum
Lineage: Eukaryota; Viridiplantae; Streptophyta; Magnoliopsida; Asparagales; Orchidaceae
Product: pirin-like protein
Exons: 7
Coding region: 227-1141 (304 amino acids)
Source: RefSeq, a predicted model, not a curated record